Molecule: messenger RNA, 1014 nt
Organism: Penicillium samsonianum
Lineage: Eukaryota; Fungi; Ascomycota; Eurotiomycetes; Eurotiales; Aspergillaceae
Exons: 2
Coding region: 574-1014 (146 amino acids)
Source: RefSeq, a predicted model, not a curated record
GGGAAGGGUAUCAAUGCAAAAGCCCCACCUGUUUUCCAGAAGUAAUCAAGUAUAUGGCAAGCAGCAGCUCUUUUCCCCUCAUUAAUUUGUUUUUCUUUUUUUUCCUGUUGUACGGAGGGGGAGACUCAGUUCUGGGAAAUUGUAUAUCUGUAUAUGGGUGUGGCAUCUUUCCAAUCUUUCCUUCGAAUUUUGGAUUUAGUUCUCAUUCCCUCUCUCUGUUCUCACCCUCGUGCCUUUCAUUCCACUCUUGUUUGAAUUAGACCUUGGCCUUUACUAGUAUUAUAAUCGUGCUUUUGUUUGGAACGCCAGCACAUCCUCCCCGCUGCUAGCGAAGCAAACGCGGUCCCGCCAGCCGUUGGGCAUCACAAUCCGCAUAUUCUUUUGACUGCACACCACCUGACAGCUCAGCCUCAGCCCUAAGCCUGUCUUACUGCAAGCCAAAUCCGUCCAAUGCGUUCCGAGUAACCGUCGCAAUUCGUUGCAGUUGGACAAGUGGCAACGCUGCCAUCCGUCGCCUGUCUCCAGUUUUCCCGUCUCUCUCGCUCCCGGCUUGCGUCUAGUCCAAAUCCCAAGAUGUACUAUAUCCUUUACCUGACCAGCCUCUGCCGCCGCCGCAACUGGCCCGAACCAAUCUACAACGCCUACACUAGUAGCAGCGGAUACACAUGCACCGUGCGUGUCAAUAAUCGCGAGUACCGAACAGACAGUACCUGCAGCAACGAGACGCUUGCGCGCGAGAGCGCCGCCAUGUGCGCCUACCUCAUCUGCCGCAAUUUCUCCGUCAACGACGGCAUGUACCCUGCAGGGCAUGACCACGGCGGCGCUGUGCAGGGCAUGCGUGUUGCCAUUGGCGCGGGACGGAAGCCUGCUCGUGAGGAUGAUGUGCUUUCUUUGGGGUCUGUGAGUGGGAGUGGGAGUGAUAGUUCGCGGGGUGGGAGUUGGAGUGGGGGGAGUAGUCCCGUUAGGGUUGGAAUUGAGGGAGAUGGGAGGGGUGGGUUUGGGGGCAGGGUUUGA